Molecule: messenger RNA, 1158 nt
Organism: Raphanus sativus (radish)
Lineage: Eukaryota; Viridiplantae; Streptophyta; Magnoliopsida; Brassicales; Brassicaceae
Exons: 8
Coding region: 1-1158 (385 amino acids)
Source: RefSeq, a predicted model, not a curated record
AUGACUCCUAACAAAGUUUUCCAUUUGAUCAGCGAUCUCAAACCAUUUAAGGAUAAGUGGCGUGUUCAAGUGAAACUGAUUCACUCAUGGAUACAAAACCCACCUUAUGCUGAUGAAAGCUUAGAAAUGGUUUUAGCUGAUAUAACCGGUAAUAAGAUUCAAUGCUCAUGCAAGAGAUCUUGCAUUAAGCGUGUUCAACGUAGCCUUUCUCUUGGGAAAUGUAAGGUUAUUGAGAACAUGAAGAUUAGUGGAACAGGUGGGAAAUUUAAGCCAACCAAACUGAGCUAUAAGAUGAAUAUCAUUAACGAUACUGUCUUCACGGACUCAGAUCAUAAUGAUGAUAGCAACUUCUUGACUCUAACGAGUUUUGAAGAGAUUUUGGGUGGAAGUAUUGAUACGACCCGUCUAAUUGAAAUCUUGGGGCAAGCAGUUGAGAUAGGUGGAGUUCAGAUCAUCCAAGUCCACAAUGAGGAUAGAAAAAGGGUUCAGUUUCGCUUGCGAGACAACAGGCUCAGAGAUGCUGUACUUCCUCUUGUUGUUGUGGACCAAAACAAUGAAAAAUCCCCCAUUGUCAUUGAUGAUUGGGAUGAUGUAGGUAUCAUCAUGAUUUCCGAGUUACAUGAGACUACCCAGCUCGAGAAUGUGAAGAUCGUGUGUUCGAUUGAAGCAAUUGAUACUGAUUGGGCCUGGUACUAUUUUGCAUGUAAGAAAUGUGGGGAAAUAGUAACUAGAAUCAGUAGAGCAGCUAAACCUUUGUUCCGCUGUGCGAUUUGCAAAGCUAAUGUUUCUAAGGUGUUCCCAAAAUUCAAACUGCAUUUGAUUGCUGAAGAUGAUAGCGGAAAAUGUAAACUGGUGUUGCUUGGCACAAUUGCUCAGGAACUCAUCGGUUUUCAGGCAACCGAGCUUUGGGACGGUUCUUACGAUGAUGUGGAAAUUGAAACUGAAUCUGAGCCAGUGUCUCUUGUAGAAGGAGGUUCAUCCAGCAUGUCUUCUGAAAUGGUUAUGUUGGUGGAUGCUGAUAGUCACACAUCAUCGGGAGAUUGUAUGACUCCAUAUUCAAAAAGAAAGGAAAGUGACAAUGAUCUUCCAGACAUAACAUCUACUUCAAAGAAGAUCUGCACUGCAGCAGUAAAGACUGAAAAACCCUCGACUGAUUAG